AUGCCGCUUGAAAUACACAAUGACAUGAGUGUCAGGGUGUAUGUUGAACUGAAGAAAGAUAGUAGGCAGUUUGGGAUGUAUCCUUUGUGUAUUACCACAACUGAUAAGGUGAGUGAAUACAAUGUGUCUAGUGAAAGUGUAGUUAAAGGUGACAUACCGCAAUUAGAAUACAAUCAUCAAUUACAAGUUAUGAAUACAAAUGAUGCGACAGAACUGGCAACAUCAACUUUUGAUCAGCAAAUAGUUAUGUAUAAUGAUUUGAUCAUUUCAAAUCAUAAUCACAAAGAGAUCAAGGUAAAUCAGGUAUACAAUGAUAAAGAUACUUUGAAGGCUGUGAUGAAAAAAUAUGCAAUUGACAAUAGGUUUCAGUUCCGUAUAGAGAGAUCAAAUUCUAUAAGCGGAUUUUCAGCUACACCACUGUGUCUGUCAGAACAAUGUGAGUGGAAAAUGAAAGCUUCAAGCAUUAACAAAUCUGCAAUGUUCAAAGUUGGAGAGUUUGUGGACAAACGUACAUGUCCAUUGAAGGAUAAGGUGUAUUCUUGUACUCAAGCAAGUUGUGGUUUUAUAGCAGGCAGUAUUAAACCAAAGUUAAAAAAUCACAAGAGGAAGUAUACGCCAAAGGAUAUAGUAGAUGAUGUGAAAAAUGAAAUUGGUGUGGAUGUGAAUUACAUGAAGGCUUAUCGUGCUAAAGAAAAGGCUAUGAUGGAGUUGAGGGGAGAGCCAGCAUAUUCUUACAAGAAGUUACCUGGAUAUGUAUACAUCUUGGAUAAAACGUAUCCAGGUUCUCAUAUAAGAAUGCAAAAAUUGCCUGAAAAUGAGUUCUUAUAUCUGUUUGUAGCAUUGUAUGCCUUUAUAAAAGGGUUCGACUAUCGUCGACCAAUAGUGGUUGUAGACGGGAGCCACCUAAAACAAGAAUACAAUGGCACCUUUGUUUCAGCGAGCACUUUGGAUGGUGCAGGUAAUAUAAUGCCUCUAGCAUAUGGCGUGAUCGAUUCUGAGAACGAUAAGUCUUGGUCAUGGUUCUUUCAACGGUUCAAGAAAGUGUAUGGGGUAAGGGAUAACAUGUGUAUUGUAUCUGAUAGACAUGAAAGCAUCAUCAAGGCCGUUGCUAGAAUUUAUCCUACUAUUCCGCAUUUAGCUUGCAUAUGGCAUCUUUGGAAAAAUGUGUAUAAUAACUAUAGGAAGAGUCAUGAAGUGUUGAGCGGUGUAUACUAUAAAAUGGAAAAAGCAUACACACAGAAUGACUUUGAUAUGCUAAUGGGAAAAGUUGAGAAAAAGGAUAUUCGGGUGAAGGAGUACUUGGAUUCAGUGGGAAGGGCAAAGUGGGUUAGGCUUUGUUGUUCAGUUAACCGAGCAUGGACAUUAACAUCAAAUAUUGCUAAGUCCGUUAAUGCAACACUCGUAUCUGCUAUAGAAUUACCAAUAUAUGAUUUUCUGGAGGAAGUUAGGUUGAUGUAUGGACGAUGA
Lycium barbarum (goji berry) is the source of this 1467-nucleotide messenger RNA. RefSeq lists its product as uncharacterized. The transcript has 3 exons. The coding region runs from base 1 to 1467 and encodes 488 amino acids. NCBI's taxonomy places the organism in Eukaryota, Viridiplantae, Streptophyta, Magnoliopsida, Solanales, Solanaceae. The record is from RefSeq and is a predicted model, not a curated record.